Molecule: messenger RNA, 7431 nt
Organism: Archocentrus centrarchus (flier cichlid)
Lineage: Eukaryota; Metazoa; Chordata; Actinopteri; Cichliformes; Cichlidae
Gene: loxhd1a
Product: lipoxygenase homology PLAT domains 1a
Exons: 42
Coding region: 1-7311 (2436 amino acids)
Molecular function (GO): protein binding
Source: RefSeq, a predicted model, not a curated record
AUGCCAUCCGAACAGAAAAAAUCCACAGCUUCAGAAGAAACCAAAGAGGUUGAUGACGAAGUGGAGGAAACUGAGCCAAAGUUAAAGGAGAAGAGCAAUGGUUUGACCCGUGGGGACACCACUAAAAGGGAGAAGAGUCAGAAGAAACACAAGAGCACAGAGAGCUCUGAGAAUCAGGAGGUUCCAGAGAAAGUGAAGGCUAAAAAAGAGAGAGACAAGGUAAGAGAGAAAAAGAAGAAAAAGAAAGCAGAUGAUGAUGAUGAUUGUGAGGCUGAGGCUGAGGCUGGGGCUGUGAUUGAAAGCAAAGAAGAUGAGGGUGAGCAGAACAACAAUGAUCUCACAACCCAUACCAAAAAGAAGAAAUCACAGAAGCUCAAAGAAGAAGUGACUGAGGGAGUGAAGGAGGAAAAGAAGAAAAAGCAAAAGAAAUCCUCUGCAGAGAAUCCGGAGGGGGAGGCUGAGAUGGGCUCCAAGGAUAAAAAGUCUAAAGAUGGCAAGAAAAAGAAAAAGUCUCACAAUGACGACGAUGAGGAGCCUUUAAUCGAGGAGCAGGAAGAGGAGGAGGAAUCAAAGAAAAAGAAGAAGAAGAAAGCAAAAAAGGGGUCUGCAGACAGUGAUGAAGAUAAAAAGAAGAAGGGGAAAAAAUCCAAAAGUAAACAGGUGGACUAUGCUGAAAUCUACCAGAAUGAACUGCUGAACUACCACACAGACUCAUCUGAUGGAUAUGAAGAUGAAUACUUCAAAAAGAAAGUGUAUGAGGUGGUUAGUGUCACUGGUGAUGUAAAAGGAGCCGGGACAGAUGCUAAUGUAUUUGUUACCCUUUUUGGAGACUUUGGCGUCACACCCAAGGUUCACCUGGCGAGCAACACAGAAAAGAGAAGCCGGACUGCAUUUGAGAAGAAUAAGACUGAUGUUUUCCGAAUCAAAACGCACAACGUGGGGCCUCUAAAGAAGCUGAGGAUCGAGCACGACAACACGGGGAUGAGCGCCAGCUGGUUCUUGGACAGAGUGGUGGUGACCGACAUGAACCGGCCCCAUCUGCGUUUUUAUUUCGCCUGCAACAACUGGCUGAGUCGGGAGGAGGGCGACAACCUGUUUGUCAGGGACCUGCUGGGCAGCAUGAACCCCAUGGAUGUUCCAAAAUUGAAUAAAUACAUUGUGAGCGUGUUCACUGCUGAUAUGAAGGGAAGUGGGACUGAUGCUGAUGUGUUCCUGAAUAUCUUUGGAGUGAAUGGUGACACAGGAGAGAGAAGACUGGACAGUGACAAAAACAACUUUGAACGAGGGUCAGAGGACAAGUUUACAAUAGAGGCCCCAAACCUCGGGAGGCUGAGGAAAAUCACUAUUGGUCACAACAACAGAGGCUCUUCAGCCGGAUGGUUUCUGGAUAAGGUGGUCAUAGAUGACAUGGGGAACAAAGAACUGUAUGAGUUCCCAGUGAACCGCUGGUUUGCCAUGGAUGAAGAUGAUGGCAAAAUACAGAGAGAUGUGUUGGUCGGAUCCAUGCAACCAAUGGGAAUCAUAUACAAUGUCCAAGUGAUGACUGGCAAUGUGAGGGGUGCGGGGACCAACUCUAAGAUCCACAUGGUCAUGCAUGGAGCUAAAGGCUUGAAAAACAGUGGCAAAGUGUUCCUCGAGGGUGGUGCUUUUGAGCGUGGUCUCAUUGACAUUUUCAAUGUAGAGAUUUGUGAACUGAUGAGCCCACUCAGCAGGGUCACCAUCGGGCAUGACAAUGGUGCAGUUGGUGCUGGAUGGUACUGUGAAAAGGUAGUUAUAUACUGUCCAUUCACGGGGAUAGAGCAGACAUUUCCGUGUGGGAUGUGGCUGGAUGAGGAUGAGGGAGAUGGGCUGAUUGAGAGGGAGCUGUAUGAGAUGGUCUCUCUCAGGCAGAAAAAACAAAAAAAGUACCCUUGGUCACUGUGGAUUUGGACCUCAGAUGUAAAGGGGGCAGGCACAGAUGCCCAGGUAUUCCUGCAGAUCUAUGGAGAGAAGGGAAAGUCUGAUGAGCUCAAACUAGAGAACAACUCAGACAGUUUUGAACAGGGUCAGGUCGAUAAAUUCAUGAUUGAAAUGGCAGACAUAGGAAGACUGCUGAAACUGCGGAUCUGGCACGAGAAGAGACAUCCAUUCGCUGGCUGGCAUUUAGCAAAGGUCACCUUGCUCAAGACACUAACCAAGGAGAAAUAUUCAUUUGAAUGUGGCCGUUGGCUUGACAUCAAUGAAGAUGACAAUGAGAUUGUCAGAGAGCUUCCAGCGACAGGAGCAACUAUUGAUGAGCCACUGGCCUUGAUUAAGUAUAGAGUCACCAUCUGCACAGGAAAUGUCAGCGGCAGUGGCACCGAUGCCAGCGUCUUCCUCAAUAUUAUCGGUGAUUUGGGUGACACAGGGGAGCGACUCAUGAUUAUGAGCAAAAACAAUGUUAACAAAUUUGAAAAGGGAAACCACGAUGAGUUCCUGAUUGAGUCCGUGUUCUUGGGCCAGGUGCGUAGGGUCCGUGUGGGUCAUGACGGCCGUGGUGGAGGCUGUGGUUGGUACCUGGAUAAGGUGAUGGUCAGGGAGGAGGGCCAGCCAGAGACCGCGGCCACUCAGUUUCCUUGUUUCAGGUGGUUGGACCGUAAUGAGGAUGAUGGACAGAUUGUCCGUGAGUUAGUUCCAGCGGGAGAUGGCCUGCGUCUCUUUAAUGUCAGCUACCAGAUAGCAAUCAAGACAGGCAACGUGAAUGGGGCCAGCUCCGACUCCAAGGUGUUUGUCAAGCUGUACGGGGAGAAGGGUGAUACUAGCAAGGUGAUAUUGGCAGUCUCUGACAAUGACCUCAGGAACUACUUUGAGACAGGGCGCACGGACAUCUUUACCCUUGAAACCUCUGACAUUGGGCAGAUCAACCGACUUCUGAUCGGUCACACUAACGAGGGCCUGCGAGCUGGAUGGUUUCUGGACAGUGUGCAGAUCUCUGUGCCAAAUCAUGGGAAGCAGUACAUGUUCCCAAGUCACAGGUGGCUCUGCAAAGAUGAAGCUGAUGGAAAGGUGGAGGUGGAGCUCUAUCCCAGUGAGACGUUGGACAUUGAACAAUUGAUCAACUAUGAAGUAACAGUGGUUACAGGUGACGUGCGUGCAGGUGGAACCAACGCUAAUGUCUUCUGUCAGAUCUAUGGAUAUGAAGGAAAAACUGAAGUUCUGUCUCUUAAAAGUCGCUCCAACAAUUUUGAACGUGGUACCACUGACAUCUUCAAGAUCGAAGCUCAGGAUGUCGGUAAGAUCUAUAAGAUACGUAUCUACCAUGAUGGGAAGGGUAUUGGAGAUGGCUGGUUCCUGGAGACAGUGGACAUCAAGCGCCUGACAAUGGCUAUGGUGCAGGUUGAGGUGAAGAAAGAAGAGACAAACAAAAAAGACAAGAAGAAGGAUAAGAAAAAGAAGAAGAAAGAAGAGGAGGAAGAGGUAGAGAUAGUUGAGGAGCUGCAGGAAGUGGUGGAGACAUUUAUUUUCCCUUGUAACCGCUGGCUGGCCAGGGACGAGGAGGAUGGGGAGAUUGUGGUCGAGUUGCUGGCUGAGGACAGUGAAGACUUGGAGAUGAAUUCAUAUGAGGUACAUGUGUUCACUGGGACGAUGUGGGGGGCAGGGACAGAUGCCAAUGUGUACAUCGACAUCUACGGAGAAACUGGCGACACAGGGGAGCGACAGCUCAAGAAAUCCAACAGUCUAAACAAAUUUGAGAAAGGCCAGGAGGACAUUUUUGACAUCACCGCAGUGGAUCUGGGGACCCUGAAGAAGCUGAGGAUCCGCCAUGACAACAGCCAGGCCAGUGCCGGCUGGUUUUUGGACAGAGUGGAGAUUGUAGACAACAAAGAUGACACCACGUAUUUUUUCCCCUGUAAUCGGUGGCUGGCUGUUGAUGAGGAUGAUGGACAGCUUGCCAGAGAGCUUGUUCCUGUGGAUGAGGCUUUCAUGAAGAAGGGAGAUGAUGAUGAUGAUGAAGAUGACUCUGAAGCUACACUUGGUUUGGAACAGAAAGCCAUGUCAACAACAUACACAGUGAGGAUAAAAACUGGUGACAAGAAGUACGCAGGAACAGAUGCUAAUGUCUUUAUGACCCUGUAUGGCACCAAGGAUGACACAGGAAUAAUUAACCUAAAGGCUUCAAAGACUCAUAAGAACAAGUUUGAGCGGGGUAUGAUUGAUGUGUUUACUGUGGAAGCCGUGGACCUCGGACCCUUGAAAAAGCUGCGUAUUGGACACGACAACAAUGGAGGAGGGUCAGCGGGUUGGUUUCUUGACUGGGUGGAGAUUGAUGCUCCAUCUCUGGGACAGAAACUACACUUCCCAUGUGGUCGCUGGUUGGAUAGAGGGGAGGAUGACGGAGCCAUCGUCAGGGUGCUUUUCCCUAAUCCUCUUCAGACAGAGUUUUACACACCAUUUGUUCCUUAUGAGAUUAAAAUCUUUACGAGUGACGUGUUUGGAGCUGGCACAGAUGCAGACGUCUUCAUUGUCCUGUAUGGCCGAGAUGCGGUCUGCACCCAGCAGAAGUCUCUGUGUGUCAACAAGAGGGAGAGGAGAAUGUACUUUGAGAGAGAAGCUGAGGACAUGUUUAUUGUUGAGCUAGAAGAUGUGGGGGAUGUAAUUGAGAAGAUUCGUAUCGGCCAUGACAACCGUGGGGUGAACCCAGGCUGGCAUCUGGACAGAGUGGAGAUCAGACGCCUCCUCAGGAAAGGAAAGGGUUCGGAGACAGUCAUCUUCCCUUGUGAGCGGUGGCUCGCCAAGUCGGAGGAUGAUGGAGAAACGGUGAGAGAGCUGAUGCCUUCAGACAUCAUCACAGAGAAACUUUCAAGAGAUGGAAGCUUGAAAGUGACAGAAGUCGAGGUGGAAGACGCUCUGGAAACUCACACAUACAAAGUUUCAGUGAUGACAGGUAAUGUGUGUGGAGCCGGCACCGACGCCAAUGUCUUCCUCACGAUUUACGGGGACCUGGGGGACACCGGGGAGAGAAAACUGAGCAAGUCGGAGACAAACAGCAACAAGUUCGAAAGAGGAUCUGUGGAUAAGUUCACUAUAGAGGCAGUCGACCUUGGUCAGAUUUUCAGGAUAAAAAUCCGCCAUGAUAACAGUAUGGUGAGCCCUGACUGGUACUUGGACCAGGUGGAGGUGGUUGACGUUGAUACCGAGGAGGUUUUCCUCUUCUUAUGUGAACGUUGGCUCUCCAGAAAGAGGGAGGAUAGACGCAUCGAAAGAUACUUUUAUGUCAAGGGUUAUGAAGGAGUCCGAGAAAGCUUAGCCAGUAAAAAGAAGAACUCAGCUCUGACGCAGAAAAGUGUCGACAGUAACAUGAACAAAAAGAACAAGAAGAAGAAAGAAGAAGAAAUUGAUCUCCCGACCAUACCGUACCACAUCACCCUCUACACUGGACUGGAGAAGGAUGCAAGCACCACCAGUAGGGCUUAUGUCAUCAUUAUCGGGGCUAAUCACACCCAGACAGAGAGGCUGUGGUUGGACCCGCCAGAUGGGAGGAAGGGCUUUGAGGCCGGCUCUCUGGAGAUCUUUGAGUCUCACGGUUCAGAUGUGGGGGAGAUCAAAAAGGUUGAGCUCGGCCAUGAUGGGGCCACUCCGGAGAGCUGCUGGCUGGUUGAUGAACUGUCUGUUGCUGUGCCAACCAAAGGGGUCAAAUAUAUAUUUGCUUGCAAGUGCUGGCUGGCCAAAGAUCGAGGAGAUGGGUUGACUGCAAGAAUAUUCAAUGUGCUGGAUGCAGAAGCCAUUUCUAUCUCCCAUAAGGUUAUUUACGAGGUGACAGUGGUAACAGGAGAUGUGCAGAAUGCGGGAACAGACACCCAGAUCUUCAUGACUGUUUUCGGGGCCAACGGCAGCACACAGGAGAUGUUGCUACAGAAGAAUGAGGACAGGUUUGAGCGAGGUCAAGAGGACACUUUCAAUAUGGAGAUCGACGACGUUGCCCCACUGAGAAAAAUGCGACUUCGAAUUGAUGGAUCGGGCAGUCGACCUGACUGGUUUCUUGAUAAGGUGAUCAUGCGUAACCUGACCACAGAGGAGGUGUCUGUGUUCACCUAUGAAGAGUGGCUGUCCAGGACACAUGGAUCCAAGAAGACCAUGAUCUGUGAGAUGGCUGCUGUGGUAGAUGAGGAGAUGAUGGUGGAGGUCACAACCUACAUCGUCCAGGUCAAGACUAGUGACAUUGCAGGGGCAGGCACUGAUGCCAACGCGUGGAUCAUCAUUUUUGGAGAGAACGGAGACACGGGGACACUGGCGCUGAAAGAGUGCAACAAGUCCAACAAGUUUGAGCGCAAACAGCUGGACACAUUUCGCUUCCCAGAAAUCCUCAGCCUGGGAGACCUCUCCAAAGUCCGUGUCUGGCACGAUAACUCAGGUAUUGCUCCAGGCUGGCACUUGGAGUAUAUUGAUGUGAAGGAUGAGAUCAUGGACAAAACAUUUCGUUUCCCAUGUGACCGCUGGCUUGCCAAGAAUGAUGAUGAUGGACAGAUAAUGAGAGAGCUGGCUUGUGCUAACAAUGACUACCUGGACCUCAAUGAGAAGACCAAGUAUGAAAUUUGUAUCACAACCGGAGACACGGCUGAAACCAAGGAAAAUGCAUGCAUCAUACUUGAAGGGAAAAAGGGUCGAUCAAAAGAAUUUGUAAUGGAGAACUCCUCAAAGAAGAAAAGGUUCUUGCGGGGAAAUGUUGACAGGUUUGAAUUUUCAUCCAAGAACCUGGGGGAUAUUGCUGGUAUCUGUUUGGGCCACACACCCAAGGAUGGAAAGAAAGUAAAGGGGGAGGUUUACUGGAAAGUGGAAGAGGUUGUUGUGACCGAAAGAGAGCUGGGAAACAAGUACAUUUUCAAAUGCAAUUCCCUCAUCCCUCUUUCUCCAAAGAGAGAUGAUUUCAUGAACUUUGAGUGCACGAAGACCAUCGAGAGCUUUGCCAGCAAAGCUCGCAGCCUGGUACCUGUUAAAUAUGAGAUCAUCGUCAUCACAGGUGAUGAAAAGGGAGCAGGGACAGAUGCCAAUGUUUUCAUCACGCUCUAUGGCACCAAUGGAGAUUCAGGGUGCAGGCAGCUGCGUCAGAAGUUCCGUAACCUUUUUGAACGCGGGCGAACGGACCGUUUCUCAGUGGAAAUGCUGGAUAUGGGGGAGCUGCAGAAAGUUCAGGUAGAACACGACAACUCCAGUCUCAGCCCCGGCUGGCUGCUCGACCGUGUGGAAGUCACCAACACGGCCAAUGGUGUCACCACCAUCUUUCUCUGUGGGAGGUGGCUGGACUCAAAGAAAGCUGAUGGAAAAAUCUCCAGAGUCCUCUACCCAAAAUACUAAAAACUCUCACAGCACAAGGUUCCUCUUAUGUUUAAAAGUAAUGACCAAAGAGCUUCUGCUUCUAGCGAGUUUUUUUUUUUAAUCUCAGGAACUGAGACUAAUUUUUACAUAUUUUUUUAA